AUGAUUAAUAUCUUCCGCACAUUUAAGUCUACACCACUUUCCAAAGUUACUAUCUUCCACAACCCAAGUUCUGCAACUUCCAACCAUCUCUUGUCCAAACUUAACAAGUUUUCCCAGUUGCCAUGUACAAGUAACAGAUAUCUUGGACCAACUGCUCGGGCAACCACUAGAGAAUUGGGUAAGUUUUCUGUUGAUCUUCAUGAAGAUAAAAUGCCAACUUAUGAAGAAUAUCUUGAGAUUCAUGAUUUACUUUCAGUUCACCCUGAUAAUGCUAUUGCCUUUGAAAAGAUUUUCCCACUGAUGUAUGAUCAUCAAUCUUCAACAAUUUGUAAAAAAUCUGCCUUUACUACAAAGAAAAAGCAAAAAUAUUUGGGUGAUUUACAAGUUUUCAAUCAACAAGAUUAUAAAACUGUGGAAGCAGCAUUUGCAGCAGAAAAACUGGAUUUAAUGUUUAAUGCUCCAUUGAUUAUUGAUUGGGAAAAUUCCUUAUUGGCAGUUGAUGAUGCUGGCUUAGAUCGGAUUAUGGCUAACUAUUUAUCUUGUGGAACACAAGAUUCUCACAAGAGCAACUUGGAUAAUUAUCGUCCCAUAACCAAAUCGUACAAACAAGAACAAGUGCAUCCUCAUGUUGCUGAAUUUGCUGACUUGUUCUAG
Molecule: messenger RNA, 654 nt
Organism: [Candida] anglica
Lineage: Eukaryota; Fungi; Ascomycota; Pichiomycetes; Serinales; Debaryomycetaceae
Source: the annotation of a GenBank genome assembly